This is a messenger RNA of Cylas formicarius (sweet potato weevil), 1029 nucleotides long. RefSeq names its product protein kinase C-like 3. The record is from RefSeq and is a predicted model, not a curated record. Gene Ontology annotation, molecular function: protein serine/threonine kinase activity; ATP binding. Bases 284 to 874 code for a protein of 196 amino acids. The transcript is spliced from 6 exons. Lineage: Eukaryota; Metazoa; Arthropoda; Insecta; Coleoptera; Brentidae. Gene Ontology annotation, biological process: protein phosphorylation.
CAGACGGGAUGGUUAUUGUGCGUUCUAAAAAUAAUCGCAUCGAAGCGAAAACAUCAGAGAGAGGCAUAGUCGAGAAUACGCGCGGAUAUCGCUUACAUAAAAAGUAUUUAUAAGUUUUCUUCUUGCGCCUUUACCCAAACCAGAUUAGGCGGAAUUAAAACCCGUGCUCCGUAUUGAAAAUUUAAAUCCGCAAAGUGCCGUCGUGACGUCGUCCGAGCGGUUUGAGUGGUGUCGCUUCCGAGUCGACUAAUAUGGUCAGCGAGUUGAGGAGGACGCUUCUAAUAUGAUGUUCACCGGGGGGUCCGUUUCCAAACAAAAGAAAAGCAGGGAAUGGCACCGCUCGGCGGAACGCAGGAUCACGGGGAAGGCCCCCAAGUACGUGGAGAUCGCGGGGUACAGCGGCGCCAACGCGAGGAAGAGCAAGAGUCGCGUCUCGAACCAGGACAUGGUGCACCGGUUGACGGAGGGCUCGACCUACAGCGCGGGUUCCAACUCCAUCGCGCCGCUGAUGCCCAGCAUUUCGACGGAAUCGGAAGACGAUGAUUUCCAGAAGAUUUUCGGCAGGGAGAUUAAUCGCAGAAGGGGCGCCGUCAAACACCAAAGGGUGCACCAAGUGAGGGGCCACAAGUUCCUCGCCAAGUUUUUCCGGCAGCCGACGUUCUGCGCUUUCUGCAAGGAUUUCCUGUGGGGUUUCGGCAAACAGGGAUACCAAUGCCAGAGUUGCCAGACCGCGGUCCACAAGAAGUGCCACGACAAGCUCCUGGGAAAGUGCCCCGGAUCCGGGAUAAAUUCGGAAAUAUCUACGGGAGCGGUUCAAAGUGGAUGUGCCGCACAGGUUCAAAGUGCACACCUUCAUGUCGCCGACGUUCUGUGACCACUGCGGUUCCCUGCUCUACGGGAUUUACAAACAGGGCCUGAAAUGCGCGGACUGCGACGUCAACUGCCACAAGAAGUGCGAAAAGUUGACGGCAAACCUGUGCGGCAUCAAUCAGAAGUUGGUGGUCGAGGCGAUCGAAAAAGUCCGAAAAG